AUGAGGGUCGGCGGGGUAGUCUCAGCACCCGCCUCGCAGAAGAGAAGGGGGCGGGCAACGACUGUUGUGCAGAGACCGGUUGUGGUGAAUAAGCCUGCGGGGGAUGCACGUGGAAAUUCACAAAACGAGGAGUUAUCCCUGGAAAUGGAAAAGGAUCUGAGUGAGGUCAGCCUCUUGCUUCACAAUGGCAACAAGGUGUUUCCAUAUUUGCCAGAAUCAAUAUGGAGAACUUCAGUUUCAGCGGCUGUCCAGCGCGGGACUGUGGAAAUGGGGAUUUCUGAGGAUGAACCACCAAGUGCUCCUCCGGAGAAGCUGGACUCUGAGUUGGAACCCUCUUGCCUGUGUUCCAUCCUGUCUACACUGCUGCACGCACAUCCCCAAAUAUUCUUGAAUGAUGAGACAAAAUGUGUUCUCCCUGGCCAUUCAGAGCCCAUGUUUUCAGAGCAAGGAGUAGAAUAUAAGAAAAUGCUUUCACGUGUAAAAAGUAGGUCAGAUGACCUGCAGAUAACACUGGCAUUACUGGCUCUACACACUUCUGAAUUAGCAGAUCUGUUAUGCCGCAGUUAA
Messenger RNA from Hippopotamus amphibius kiboko, 567 nucleotides. Its product is annotated as protein FAM220A-like. Gene Ontology annotation, cellular component: nucleus. The record is from RefSeq and is a predicted model, not a curated record. Gene Ontology annotation, molecular function: STAT family protein binding. Lineage: Eukaryota; Metazoa; Chordata; Mammalia; Artiodactyla; Hippopotamidae. Gene Ontology annotation, biological process: protein dephosphorylation; negative regulation of transcription by RNA polymerase II.